AUGCUGUUUCCUAGGCAAGGAGGCAAGGGAGCCCAGCGCCUGCUGCUCUUCGUUUUGCUCCUCGCAGCCUGGAAGGCUGGGAGUGGUCAGGUCCACUACUCGGUCCCGGAGGAGGCCAAACACGGCACCUUCGUAGGACGCAUCGCGCAAGACCUGGGGCUGGAGCUGGCACAGCUGGUGCCACGCCUGUUCCGGGUGGUGUCCAAAGGCCGUGGGGACCUUCUGGAAGUAAAUCUGCAGAAUGGCAUUUUGUUUGUGAAUUCUCGCAUCGACCGCGAGGAGCUUUGCGGGCUGAAUCUGGAGUGCAGCAUCCACCUGGAGGUAAUUGUGGACAGGCCGCUGCAGGUUUUCCAUGUGGAGGUGGAGGUGAAGGACAUUAACGAUAACCCACCGGUUUUCAGAGGGAGAGAACAAAGGUUAUUUAUUCCUGAGUCUAGACUGGUGGAUUCACGUUUCCCGAUAGAGGGUGCUGCUGAUGCGGACAUUGGGACCAAUGCUCUAAUAACUUACACCCUCAGCCCCAGUGAUUAUUUCUCUUUGGAUGUACAGGCAAGUGAUGAACUGAGUAAGUCACUUUCACUUGAAUUGAGGAAAUCUUUGGAUAGAGAAGAAACACCAGAACUUCGUUUAUUAUUGACGGCCACUGAUGGGGGCAAACCAGAGCUGGAAGGUACAGUUCAGCUGCUGAUCACAGUGCUGGACGUUAAUGAUAAUGCCCCAUUGUUUGCCCAGGCUGUGUAUAGAAUCCAUUUAUUAGAGACUACAGCAAAUGGAACAUUAGUGACUACAUUAAACGCCUCUGAUGCCGAUGAAGGUGUAAAUGGCGAAAUUGUCUUUUCCUUUGGCAGUGAUGUUCCCCUAAACAUUCAAAAAAACUUCAAAAUUGAUUCCAGCUCAGGAGAAAUUAGGCUAAUUGGUAGACUGGAUUAUGAAGAAACAAAAUCUUAUGAAAUUCAUGUAAAAGCAGUUGAUAAAGGAAGUCCUCCAAUGUCAAAUCACUGCAAGGUUUUAGUGAAAGUGCUAGAUGUAAAUGAUAAUGCUCCACAACUGGCAGUCACAUCUCUGUCUUUGCCGGUCAGAGAGGACACUCCACUCAGCACCGUCAUUGCUUUUGUUUCCGUGUCCGACCGCGACUCCGGUGUCAACGGGCAGGUGACCUGCUCUCUGACGCCUCACAUCCCCUUCAAGCUGGUGUCCACCUUCAAGAAUUACUAUUCGCUGGUGCUGGACAGCGCCCUGGACCGCGAGAGAGUGGCGAACUAUGAGCUGCUGGUGACCGCACGGGACGGGGGCUCGCCUUCGCUGUCGGCCACGGUCAGCGUGUCCGUGGAAGUGGCCGACGUGAACGACAACGCGCCGACAUUCGCGCAGGCCGAGUACACGGUGUUCGUGAAGGAGAACAACCCUCCCGGCUGCCACAUCUUCACGGUGUCCGCGCGGGACGCGGACGCGCAGGAGAACGCGCUGGUGUCCUACUCGCUGGUGGAGCGGCGGGUGGGCGAGCGUGCGCUGUCGAGCUACGUGUCGGUGCACGCCGAGAGCGGCAAGGUGUACGCGCUGCAGCCGCUGGACCACGAGGAGCUGGAGCUGCUGCAGUUCCAAGUGAGCGCGCGCGACGCGGGCGUGCCCCCGCUGGGCAGCAACGUGACGCUGCAGGUGUUCGUGCUGGACGAGAACGACAACGCGCCCGCGCUGCUGCCGCUCUGGUCGUACUCUCAGCAGAGGCGGCAGAGGGUGUGCUCUGGGGAGGGUCCGCCCAAGACCGACCUCAUGGCCUUCAGCCCCAGCCUACCUCAAGUUCCAGGCUCCGCAGAUGAAAGACAACAACCCUCAGAGUCAGAACACUUAGGAAAGGUGAGUCUUUUCCAUCGAUUCUAG
Molecule: messenger RNA, 1878 nt
Organism: Puma concolor (puma)
Lineage: Eukaryota; Metazoa; Chordata; Mammalia; Carnivora; Felidae
Source: RefSeq, a predicted model, not a curated record